Molecule: messenger RNA, 4684 nt
Organism: Loxodonta africana (African savanna elephant)
Lineage: Eukaryota; Metazoa; Chordata; Mammalia; Proboscidea; Elephantidae
Gene: CCDC116
Product: coiled-coil domain containing 116
Exons: 3
Coding region: 420-2615 (731 amino acids)
Cellular component (GO): centrosome
Source: RefSeq, a predicted model, not a curated record
CGGACGGCGCUAGCCGGUGCUGAGCAAGGCGCGCGCUUUGGUGAGCGGGUCCGCCUCAGGUCUGGAGGGAGGGAAGGCCGGCCAAACCAGACCCGGAGAUGUUCGGACGCGACGCGGAAGUCCUCUGGGACCCCACUCCCAAUGACGCUGCACAUGGGCGGCCUGCAAAUGCCUGGGGGUCCCUGGCAGAGCUGGGGCCAGUCGCGUGAAAGCCGAGCUGUGCCGGGAGCGAGGGACGCGCGCUGGCCUCAGGGCCACUGUUACCCUGGCGGGCGGACGGAUGGACAAAGGGUCGGACCGAUGGAGGCCUGGACGAACCCUCACACCCCCAUCUCCCCUCCUGGCUCAGAGAGGAGGCUGCAGUUGCACGGCGCAACCGGAGCCAGCCGAGGCGAGGGUCCGGGCCGGCCUCCAGUACCAUGGCCAGAUGCCGCCACCACUCCGGGUACUUGGCUGAUGACGAGGCAGGCCACACCACUUACAUGGCGCGGGUGCAGCCACCCAGGAAGCCACUGUUCCCGGAAAUGAGGCCAACCUCCAAGCUGGGUCAUGAGCCACACCCACCAUCGCUGUAUGGCCCUUCAGGCAGCUCAGUGCUCCGUGGCCACCGCCGAAGUGCUUGGGGCACUCAGCCCUUUGGCAGCUUCCUGGACUUUCUGGUCAAGGGCCAGGUGCUGGACAGCCUGCAAACAGUGGUGGAGGAGGCAACGGAACGUGUGGCGGCCAUGAAGACAGAAGCUGGGGAGCCCCUGGUGGAGGUGCAGGACCCCAUGGAAACAUACAGCAAGGGGCAGCGGGCACGGGCCCGGCCCAGCCCCAGUACCGUGUACCGGCACCGGAUGCGGCCCAGCCUUUGCACCGGGCACCUCAAUAACUACCCAUCCUGCUCCAGCUCUGGGUCUGAUUCCCGCAGCAGCCUCUCAGCUGGCGGGCUGGGCUUACGCAGCCAUGACAACGACCUGGGUGCCCAUGGUGUGGGCCCCCUGCCCCCCAUGAGAGACAGACUGCUGCUGGAGAGGAACCUCAAGCGGUUGCUGUGGCUGGAGAACAAAGGGGUGAGGUCCGGGGCUGAGGCCAGGGCAGGCGGGAUGGAACCCAGGGCCCUGGCUGGGCUGGCGGGGCUGCCCCCAGUGCCUCUCAGAGUCCCCCUCUCUCUGCAGAAAGGCCAGAGUAAACCUUCCUCCCAGAGGGACUCCCUGCUGUGGGACUCGAUGGGCAGCCAGGCCAGCAGCCAGUGGACACCAGAUCAGCCCCCGUCCUGGUUCUCAGGGUUGCUGGGCUCAGGCUCCGGCACACCCGCAGCCUCAGACCUGGGGCCCACUGAGCGGGAGCUCAUCUUCCUCAAGCGGGAGUUCAACAAGGAGAUGAAGUCACUGCUGAGCCAACCAGCCUCCUUCGACCUGCCACCCUACUGCUCUGCCCGAGAGCCCUAUCACACACUGGACUUCCUGGCCAAGCACCACCUUUUUCCUGCCCUGCAGCGCGUGAUCCACCAGGCCGUGGACAAGCUCAGUGGUGCCUGCCGCCCCGACGGCUGCCCCCUUUUCCCGAUGGCCUACGAGUCCACCCCAGAACCAGAGCCAGAGCCGCCACCAGGCUCCAUGCCAUCAUCGCCUGACGAGGAUCCCAAUGACGGAGAGGAGGAGCCCUACGAGUCGCUCCCCACCUCGGUCUCCAGCCCCAAGAUGGGUUACAGAAAGAGCGCCAAGGGCAGAGGAUGGGGCAAAGUAAAAGAAGGGGGAUCUCCCGUGUCUGGCACCCAGGUGGCCACCAAAUUCAGGCUCAAGAGUCCCCAUCUCAAGUUCACCAGGAAGAAACCACUGCCUUCCGUUUCAUCCAAGUCCUCCACGUCCCACUUCUCCAGCCCCUGGCACGAGGAGCUCAUCAGCUUCCUGGUGGACCAGGCCAUCUCUUUGCUCCUCUGCAAGUAUAAGUUUGAGAGGAGCCUCCACAAGCAGCUCGGCUUCAUCUCCUUCCCAGUUACCGAGCUGCUCCUAGACCUCUUCUUGGGCUUCAAGAAGGUGAAGGGUUCCAGCAUCCGCCUGUCCUCGCAGAUCGACUGGACCUGCCUAUUGCGCAGGCUGGAGGAGGCCCAGUGGAUCCGCCAGCUCUCCCACCACACCUCCCGGCGUGGCGCCUCCCAGCGUACCACUGAGUCACCCUCCACGCUGCCCAAGCCCACCACCACCACUGACCAGGAUGAGGCCACUGAGCCCUACCUUCCCCCCAAAAUGGAGCGACUCAGUCCACAGAAGCCCACUGCCGAGGGGGAGGAGGAGGAGGAAGAACAUGAGGAGCACGUCAGCCCAUUGGAGCCCAAGCUCUCAGUCUCCUCCAGCACCAGUGUUGGCUCCAGCCCCUCCAAGUCCAAGGACGUGGCCAAUGGUAAGAUCAUCGAGGGCAGUGACGAGGAUGAGGAUGAGGACGAGGAUGAGGACGGGGACGAGGACGAGGACAAGGAUGAGGAUGAGGACGAGGACGAGGAUGAGGAUGAGGAUGAGGACGAGGAUGAGGGCUCUUCUGGGGACAAGGCUGAGUGUCAGGGGCUCCCUGAGCCCAUGGUGCUGGUCAAGGUCAACAGCUCCCUGAAGGUGGGUCACGGUGACCCCCCGUGACCUCCCAGGGACCACACCAAGCGCUCGUUCCCUCCUCCUGUUCCGCUGGAGCUGUUGCCCACGCCCACUGAGCAGGGGUCAGACGGGCAGGAAUGCCCACGAGGAUAUUUGCUGAGGCCCUCAGGGAAGCCAACAAGAGAAAUAAAGCAUUGUUUUGCUAAAAAAAAAAAAAAAUUCUGACAAGUUUAUUUGGUUUCAGAAAAGGUUCGUGAACCAGCAGCACUGUCUCAGUGAGGCACGCUCCACCAGAGAAAAGCUGGCGUUUUUAUGACGUAAAAGGCAGAGAGAGAGAGAAGCAAAACAAAGUAAAGCGUCUUUCAGAUAUUUUGACUUGCCAUCAGGUCAUGCAAGAGCAGGACAUACAGAAAACCCGAACAUUUAAACUGAUCUAUUUUUUUUUUAUUCAAGAAGGUCUGAUGACUGCCUGAGCUAAAACUUCUGAGCAAGCAGGCAGGAAAAAUGUGCAGACCAAAAAAAUGUUUGCGCUUACCAGUGAGGUCAACAACCAAGCCCGUUGCUGUCAAGUCGAUUCUGACUCAUAGCAACCCUAUAGGACAGAGUAGAACUGCCCCCAUAGGGUUUCCGAGGAGCGGCUGGUGGAUUUGAACUGCCGACAUUUUGGUAAGCAGCUGAGCUCUUAACCACGGCGCUACCAGGGCUCCAAUGAGGUCAGAGGAGAUAGAAAUUUCCAGCAGGGGCAGGCGCCUGAGGUGGAAUGGUUUAAACCUCUUUAACUCCAUCAAGUCUGGAGAAUUAAGUACAGGUUCAACAGCUUAUGGGGCACAGUUCCUCUCCUGAGAAGUUAGCCCCCCUUUUCAUUCCUCCACCCUUACCGUUGAGCACCAGCUUCGGUGAGCCAGGCCCUGGCUGUGGCUGGGCUUCAUGGCAGUGGGCAGUCCUACAGCCUCUUCCCAAACACCAUGUCGCAGGUACCUCAGGGUCGCCCCUCUCCCCUGGCACCUUGCUUCCUUGUGACCGCCUUGCUGAGUGGCUCUUCUCAACUCUCAUCUUCCUGACCCUUAGAGCCUCUUAGGAGGGUCCCCAAUCCCUCCUCCUGUGGACAUGCACUCACCCUCUCUUUGCUCCCACAGCCACUUAUCUUCUGGUUCAUGUUUCCCAGCUCCCUCCCAAGAAUCUGGAGUUUCCAUUGUGGUCAUUGGCUUGAUGGGCCAAACAGCUGAGCUGUGGCUAGCACCUUGACUUCCUUCAGCCGCGGCUAUGGACAAGACAGCUCUCUCUAGAGGGCCUGUAGGUGCAGCAGAUGCAGCAGUUGGCAGAUCUCCAUGUGUGGAUUUUGGGUGCCACCAGCCCCCUCCUUGCCUCUGCCUUCCCAUGGCAGCCUGUGUCCUGCCCUGUUUCCAGCCUCUCCCCGCACCAGCCUGUGGCAUGGCUAGGCCUUGGUAGUAGCUGAGAGGAUGCUGGAAGGUCUCCACUCUGCCUCCUGGGUGCUGGCUGCCACCGGGGAAACCUAGUGGAUCUCUUCCCAUUCCCCUGGACUCUGAACCUCCCCCUGCUUUCCCCUCCACGCCUGUGCAUAGAAGCCAGGUCUGCUCAGCCAAGCCUAACCAUGAUCAGUGGCCCAGGUGUGAGGACACAGUAUGACAGAGCUCCCUCUGAGCCAGGCAGAGAGUCCCUUUCAACACUAAUCCCACAGCCUGCCAUUUGAGGAGGACUUACUCAGUGGCCAGGGCCUUAAGGUGGGUGGUUAGGGACCCAUUUUUUUCCACGAAGCUCUUGUGGCAAGGGAGUCCCUGGGUGUCAUAAAUGGUUAACACGCUCAGCUGCUAACCCAAAGGUUGGCAGUUCGAGUCCACCCAGAGGUACUUUGGAAGAAAGGCCUGGCAAUCUGCUUCUUAAAAAAUCAGCCACUGAAAUCCUAUGGAGCACAGUCCUACUCUGACACACAUGGGGUCGUCGUGAGUCUGAGUUCACGUGACAGCAACUGGUUUGACUGGUUUCUCGAGGCAAUGAUCCUUUAUAGCAGGAGCUCAGCUUAGAAUGCUCAUUCCCUGGUGCCAUCCACCUCCACCACUGCAGUGUAGGGCCACAGCAGCGCUUUUCAUACUUUA